This is a messenger RNA of Eucalyptus grandis, 401 nucleotides long. Its product is annotated as 2-oxoglutarate-Fe(II) type oxidoreductase hxnY-like. The record is from RefSeq and is a predicted model, not a curated record. The transcript has 4 exons. NCBI's taxonomy places the organism in Eukaryota, Viridiplantae, Streptophyta, Magnoliopsida, Myrtales, Myrtaceae. Bases 96 to 365 code for a protein of 89 amino acids.
GGGUACUUCUUAGGAGUGGACGUACCAGAAUAUGAUCCCAACGCGCGGAAGCCUCAUUUUGGACCAAACAUAUAUUGCCAGGGUGGAGGCAGACUAUGCAGGAAUAUCAUAGUCAAGCAUUGAAUGUGGCGAAAUUAGUUGCAAGGAUUAUUGCUAUAGCACUUGAUCUGGAAGCUGAUGUUUUUGAAAAGCCAGAAAUAUUCGGUGAGCCUAUUGCGGACUUGCGCUUGCUGCAUUAUGAAGGUGUAGUCUUUGAUCCCUAUGAAGGAAUAUAUGGAACUGGGGCACAUACAGACUUUGGGUUUCUUACCUUGUUGGCAACGGAUGCUGUCUCAGGUCUCCAGGUAUUUACUAUUCUCCUAUAAACCCGUUGGUGCAGAUUUUAUGCAUAGAAGAAAGAC